Melitaea cinxia (Glanville fritillary) is the source of this 7092-nucleotide messenger RNA. RefSeq names its product phosphatidylinositol 4-kinase alpha (gene Pi4KIIIalpha). The record is from RefSeq and is a predicted model, not a curated record. The coding region runs from base 78 to 6419 and encodes 2113 amino acids. Gene Ontology annotation, biological process: phosphatidylinositol-mediated signaling; phosphatidylinositol phosphate biosynthetic process. Gene Ontology annotation, cellular component: cytoplasm; plasma membrane. The transcript has 38 exons. Gene Ontology annotation, molecular function: 1-phosphatidylinositol 4-kinase activity. NCBI's taxonomy places the organism in Eukaryota, Metazoa, Arthropoda, Insecta, Lepidoptera, Nymphalidae.
UGUGACAGAUAAUCGGUCGAUUGAAUGUUUUCUAUUUUCAUAAUUAGAAAAUGUUUUAUUCAGUGAAUAAAUAAAUCAUGAUGAUGGACGAAAACGAAUUCUUUAAGGAGACAGUCCAACACUUGGCUAGAUGUCUCUCCUGCAUAAAUCCUACACCAUGGGAAAAGGUAAACACGCUAUUCAUGCUGUGUCCACAAGCUAGUUCAUCGUUUGUCGUGACACCACGCAACCAAGAAGCCAGUAUAGCUUUAGGUAUAUACUUUCUACAAAGUGGUCUUCAGCACCAAGAUAAAUUGCUUCCGUACUUUCUAAAAGUACUCAAAUGUCUAACUAAUGCACAGUUUGAAGAACCAAUGUGCAGGAUUAAGAGUGGUGAUCGAAUACCAAUGUCAGAAAAAUUUAGCUUUUGCUUAAACACACUGCUAUCCGAUGUUGCGGCGAAACAGCCAGCAUUGCGUGAAGAAAUUGUCACAGCUCAAAUAGAACUUAUGUCUCACCUCACAAAGAUCAUAAUCGAUUGCCACGAAAGCAGAGAUUACAACAACGUUACCAAACUCCAACUGUGUAAGAGUACCCUCCCAAUUUUGAUAGGGUUAGCCAGAUCUAUGGGCCGAUAUGCAACUAUCGAACCUCCUUUAUUGUGUCGGUUGUUUCCGCAGCCGAGCAGUCCUGUGAAAUCGAAAGAACCAGAGCCGAGUUUCGAAUAUUCGACAUUAGAUAAGAAGCGAAAGUUUAACCAGUUCCGCCCAAUAAUUCCGAGAUCCUUAUCAGGGAACCUCAAUCCUAACACAGAAAAUGCGGUAGAAAAUGGUACUGAUACUGUAGACAACACAGGUGGAACAUUAAAACGAGGCUCCUACCAUAGCUACAACUCCGUCCCAUACGAUCCGACAACGUAUUUCUUUCACAAAUUCGGUUCUAGUUUCAACCAGUUUCCAUAUAUGAGGUUAUCUGAGUCGCCGGAGAAGAGAAUCAACGUACAGUUCUACGUCACAUAUCUUCAGUCGAUAUUGUCGCUGGCGAAAAAAUUACUUACCAAAGAUUUAUUAGCGUUUUUGGAUGAAGAGGCAGAAGAUGUUUUUGCUUCUGCGCAAAUACAGGUUUUUCCAUAUAAAUCCUUUUCUGAAACGCUGAAUUUGGUGAUGGUAACCUUGUUACGAGAUAUCUUGCAACACCAGAAGGAUCUGCCCGGACCUUUUACUAAAGACGUGCAAGAAUUCGUAAAAUGCCUAUUUUUGAGCGGGCAAACUGAACUCCAAAGUCGACAUCAUGAUGCUUCGGAAAAAGAAGACAGGGAAAGCAACUUUGCGACAGUGAAUAAAUUUAAAGUCAACGUUAUGGCAAAUUCGGCGUGUGUCGACUUGCUUGUAUGGGCGAUUGGCGAUGAGACAGGAGCGGAUUCGUUAUGUGGAAGAUUGACGGAGAAAAUUAAUUCGAAUCACAAUCAUAAACUUAUUUUGGCACAUAUGCCGUUGCUCAUGGUCUGUCUCCAGGGUCUUGGAAAGUUAGCGACAAAGUUCCCAACGAUAGCGAACACAUCGAUAUAUUGUUUACGAGAUUUCCUAGUGACGCCCUCGCCGAUACUAUUUAAAUUGCAUAAACUGGAGCUCGAAAAAAGUGGAAAAGAACACAUCAAGAAGAACACUUCAGUGCAAAAUAAAGAACUCCAAACGGAGACGGGGGCCCCUGUUAAGUCGACGCCGUUCGAGAAACUCCGAGAUGCGGCGAUAGAAAAUCUUUGCGUGGCUUUGGAGGCUGCGUUGACAGUGGAUCCUGUUUGCGUUCCUGCGUUAGUUGGGUCUGUUAGCAACCGACUGUUCACAGCUGAGACUAGUGAUAGCGAGUCUUCACUGAUCAGUACGAACAUAGUUAUAAUGUUGGGUCACGUGGCUGUCGCUCUGAAGGAUACGCCAAAGACUACGGACACCAUAUUGCAAUUCUUCCAACAGAGGCUGUGUCGUUCCCCCUCGUCGCUGGACACCCUGAUAGUGGACCAGCUGGGCUGUAUGGCGUUGGCCAGCCCCGAGGGUCCGGCUCAUGAUGAGAUUAUGAGAAUGUUCACCGUCAUCACAGUAGAGUCAGCCAGCGCUUCCUACCAGCACACCGAUGAUAGGAAGCAGUAUCGCCACGUGUCCGGUGCAGUGCUAAACGCGCUCGCGAACAUAGCGGCGAAUGUUCGCGGUACUUCAGCCCGCCUCGAACUCCUGACCCGUCUGUUGGAGCUGUUUGUCCAACUGGGACUAGGGGGUGAGAGGGCCACGGAUAGGUCGCCAGCUCCAGUACUAAAGGCGUCUGGAAGCGCUGGAAACUUGGGCGUACUUAUACCAGUUAUUGCGGUACUCGUUAAAAGACUUCCGCCAAUAAGAAAUCCGAAACCUCGCCUCCAUAAGCUCUUCAGAGACUUCUGGUUAUACUGCGUCGUGAUGGGAUUCACAGCCGCCGAAUCAGCCAUGCGAAAGCGACUUUGGCCUCAAGAGUGGUACGCAGGUGUAAAAGAGAUAGCAGUAAAAUCGCCUUUCCUUGUCUCGCAAACGUCACUUCGUUCUGAAAUGCGAGAGUUACAAUAUACUUCGGCGGUACGGAACGAUUCGGUUUCGAUAAACGAAUUACAGGAAUUAAAGACACAGAUAUUGAACUUGUUGGAUCAUCCGCCGGAUGUAACGGUUAAUGUGAAUAAGCUCAAUUUCGCGCCUUGUAUGUAUCUGUUGAGUGUUUACUGGGUGGAAACUUUGAGGGUAGUAAAUUCACCUGAGCCAAGUUUACAACCAAUUAUUGAAUAUUUAAGUGACACGGCCCUUCAGAAAGAUAAGAGCGGUAUGUGGCAAUGUGUUGCUAGCGUUGGCGACAAAGUAUUCCAGAAGUUCUUAGACGUAAUGUCGGAGAAGAUAAAAGACGAGGCCCGAGAGAGAGAGCUCGAGGGUCACGCCCAGUUUCUGCUGGUCAACUUUAACCACAUACACAAGCAAAUACGACGGGUUGCGGAUAAAUGGCUGGCUGGUCUGGUUGAUAGAUUCCCGCAUCUGCUUUGGAACUGUCGGGUUCUCUGGUCGAUGUUAGAUAUUCUACAAGUAUUAAGUUUCAGUCUAGAAUUGGAUGCUAAUCAAGAAACUCCUUUAUUAAAAGUACCCGGUACUGAUUUCACUCUUCAACUUCAAGAUACAUUAGAAGGUCGUGAGUGUAUUGUAAAAGAUUUUGCCGAUCGCUGUCACGGCAUCGUCCAAGAGGCUAUGAAAUGGGCCCCGCAGUCCACCAGAUCACAUUUGCAGGAAUAUCUCAAUCAAGUGCCGAACUCGACGCUGUGGCACCACUGCGGGCUGGCGCUGGCCACGGGCGCGCUGCUGGGCGCGGCGGGGCUCAACCGCGCGUCCGCGCCGCUGUCGCGCGCCGCGCUGGACAAGCGCCCGCCCUGCGUCACGCAGGACUCCGCCGCGCUGCUGGCCGUCGUGUCGCAGCGCAGCCGCUACUCCGGGGAGGUAGCAGGUGCAGUUUACGCAGAAGGCGGUGGAGAGGCUGCGGUCUGGCGAGUCGGCGCGCGCUUACACACAGCCCUGAGAGAGGCGUGCACCAGCGGCAGUGAGACUGCGCACCGAGCUGCUCUGUGGCGCUGCUCCGCGCUGCUCGUGCACGCUCGGGCCACGUCCUCGUCCUCCGGCAUGUCGCCCACUGCGCGCGCCCUGCUGCACAGUAUAGCUUGGUCUCAAGUGGACAUUUUCACGGAGGACGCCGUAACGUCAGCGGUGGAGUGUUGGCAGUGGCUCAACACGUCCCGACCGGACCUCGAGCUGCGUCUUCUGCAGGAGAUAUUCGCGGCCUGGCAGUGCACCGUCGACAGAAAGAUGGGCCUCUUCUCCAAACAGGCGGAGGAGAUCAGCCCUCUAGCGGCACAUGAAGGUGCAAAGUUAGAACCGAAACCGCCUUUUGUCGCCCCUCACGCAGUAUGGAUCCGAUAUUUGUGUGAAGUAGCCGAAACGGCGAAGUAUAACAGUUUGGAGAAAGUCGAAAUGUUAGCUAGUCUUCUUCACAGGUCGUUACCAGUAACAGUUGGCGAUGUAAGGGAUCACUUAAACAGGCAUGUUGAAGCUGCUGGUGUUAGAUUCAAGUUACUAUCCUGUGGUCUAUCUCUCCUUCAAGGCGAUAUCCUGCCCAAGUCCCUAGCAAGGAAUAUACUCCGCGAACGCGUAUACAGUGUGUGCCUGGAUUACUUCUGUCGAGGCUUACAGUGCCCUUCCAAGAGUUCUGGAGCUUUGAGAGAGGAGAUAAUAUUUCUGAUUAAGUUCUGGCAAUUGAUGCACUCGGACAAGAAGUAUUUGAAGAGUAGUGAUAUGGGCGUUGAUUUCGAACUAGUGAACCCGAGUAGCAGACAAAGUAUAUACACAACAAAUUCACCUACGGACAACCGGUCUUCGGUGAACAGUAGCGAUAUUGGUAACAGACAGACCACUGGAUGGAUUAAUACGGUACCGAUGUCGACGACUACGCUAAGCAGUGGCGCGGGCAGCAUCGCGGGUAAGCGAUCCAACCGAAGCGUGAAGCCACCUGCCAAGUCUCAGGACCCUUUCGUGAAGGACUAUGUUCGGAAGAGGAACCUGAUUUUGGAACUUAUGGCAGUAGAAAUAGAAUUUCUCGUCACGUGGCACAACCCACACGGGCGGCCAGAGCAAGCAAUACCGGGUGAAGACAAUAUAGCUACUUGGAGAUCUAAACCCAACACCGAGAGGAUUUGGCGGGAUUACGCGAAACUAGCGUGGGAUAUUAGUCCAACAUUGGCUGUGUUUUUGCCAGAACGGUUAAAGAAUGAAAGCAUAAUAGCAGAGAUAAAACGUAAAGUACAGUCACAUCCGACAGCUGUUUGUCACGUUCCUCAAGCCUUGAAAUAUCUUGUCACGACAGAAACAUUGCUUAACGAUGCACAUGAGCUGGUGCACAUGGUGACGUGGGCGCGCGUGUCGCCGGUGGAGGCGCUGUCGUACUUCAGCCGCCAGUACCCGCCGCACCCGCUGUCGGCGCAGGCGGCCGUGGCCACGCUCUCGUCCUACCCGCCGUCCGCCGUGCUGCUGUACAUCCCGCAGCUCGUGCAGGCGCUGCGCCACGACACCAUGGGUUACGUAGCAGAACUAAUAAAAUCGCUCGCGAAGAAAUCCCAAGUGGUAGCGCACCAGCUAAUCUGGAAUAUGCAUACCAAUAUGUAUACGGACGAAGAGAUGCAUAAUAAAGACACUGCGCUGUACGAUAUACUAGAAAAUUUAACGAAAUGCAUAGUCGACUCGCUGUCCGGCCCAGCGAAAGCGUUCUAUGAGAGAGAAUUUGAUUUCUUCAGUCAGAUAACUAACAUCAGUGGUAUCAUAAGACCCUAUCCCAAGGGAGCUGAGAGGAAAAGAGCGUGUUUGGAAGCACUGAAAAAUGUCAAGGUGCAACCGGGCUGCUAUUUACCCUCUAAUCCUGAUUCUAUGGUCGUUGAUAUAGAUUAUAAAAGCGGUACGCCUAUGCAGAGUGCCGCGAAAGCGCCAUACUUAGCUCGUUUUAGAGUACGAAAGUAUGGCAUAGCUGAAAUGGAAACAGUCGCUAUGGCUAUCGCAUCUGGGGAGGAAAUACCUUCCGAAGAAGGCAAAGAUCGAUACACAUCAAUAGCAGCGGAGACAUGGCAAGCAGCCAUAUUCAAAGUAGGGGAUGACGUACGACAAGACAUGCUGGCGUUGCAAGUUAUAUCAUUGUUCAAGAACAUAUUUCAACAAGUCGGCCUCGAUCUAUACUUAUUCCCUUAUAAAGUUGUAGCUACUGCUCCAGGGUGUGGCGUUAUAGAAUGCGUGCCUAACGCUAAGUCAAGAGAUCAGUUGGGACGACAGACGGACAUCGGCAUGUAUGAGUAUUUCAUCAAAAAGUAUGGGGACGAAACUACCAGAGAGUUUCAGGCGGCGAGAAGGUGUUUUGUGACGUCAAUGGCUGCGUACAGCGUCAUAGGAUUCCUGCUGCAGAUCAAAGAUCGACACAACGGUAACAUUAUGCUGGACACAGACGGACACAUCAUUCAUAUAGACUUCGGUUUUAUGUUCGAGUCGUCCCCGGGUGGUAACCUCGGCUUCGAGCCCGACAUCAAGCUGACGGACGAGAUGGUGAUGGUGAUGGGCGGCAAGAUGGAGGCGCCGCCCUUCAAGUGGUUCUGUGAACUGUGCGUGCAGGCCUUCUUGGCUGUCAGGCCGUAUCAAGAAGCAAUAAUAUCAAUCGUAUCGCUAAUGUUAGACACCGGCUUACCCUGUUUCCGGGGACAGACUAUACGACAGUUAAGAUCGAGGUUCGCGCCAAAUUCAACGGAAAAGGAAGCGGCCGCUUUCAUGUUAUCCGUUAUAAGGAAUUCCUUCCUCAACUUCAGAACUAGGACCUAUGAUAUGAUACAAUAUUAUCAAAACCAAAUUCCGUAUUAAAAUAAGGUGUGUUGGUAUGUUGGUUAUAGAUAUUUUUUUAUUUAAUUAAUGAUAAAAAAUAAACUAUUGUUUGUUUGUAAUAUGGAUAUAUGGAGGUUGGGUUUUGACGUAAUUUUGUUGAAUGUGGUACGGUGAUAUCAAAAGAACGUGUAUCAAUGUCUUCUUUAAUAUUAACAAAAGGCUUUCAUAUUAACAAAUAUCUUAUUAUAAUAAGUUUCAAUGAAUACUCCUGGUUCAACGUCCAGAAAAUGUAUUUUAAUUUUUAUUAAUAAUAAUUUUCUAUCCGUCAAAGUAAGAAGAUGCAAUCGGUCUUAGUUUGUUACUAGUAUCAGAUUUAGAUACCACAGUAUUUUGAGAAUUUUACGAAAAAUUUUUUAUAGCAGUUUAUGCUAAUUCUGACUUGUUUAAGAAGUAUAGGAAAUAAAGCAGUACAAUUAAAUGUUUUGACUAAAAUCUAUUACGUUUUCUUAACAUAUUUUUGUGGAGAAACGUACAACGUCUAAAGGAUAAUUUUUGUAACCCCAUAUAUAAAUUACUUAUCUAAUUGAAAGUUUACAUUCAAAUGGGCAUAGUAUUAUAUUAAUAAACAUAUAUUUUGACUAUAUGUCUAAAUAUGUGUACAUUUAUUGCUUUACUUUGAGUACAUAAUAAUAUUUAUGCGGAUCAUUUUCAU